ACACAAGCGUACGCUAAGUCAAAUAUAUUUGCAUGGUCACCGGCUGCACUAGCUGGAAACAUUUCCAUUCAAACUAGUUACGGUAAGGAGCCGAAGUAAAUGUGUUCAGGCUCGGUGUGUUCAGUGGAUUAGAAAAAUAAAAAAGGGGGGAAACAGUGACGGCAGUGGUGAGUAGAAGGUGAGAACAAAAGUUGUGUGAUGGCCUCAAGUCUGAUUCCUGGAUGUCAUGUCAUGAGUGAUCUGCUGACUAUCCGUGAGAAAGGUAUCCUCUUCACUCUGCUCGAACCUCCCUGUAAGCUGGUCAAAACUACAGUAGCACAGGUACUAAGGGCCAAAGACGCUGAGGGUGAGAGUCCCGGCUGGAGCUGUUUGGGUUGUGGUGCUGUGUGUCUCAUUGAGGACGAGUCCAUUCACUCCUACUUCCUGCGACUGUACUGUGUCAAGCGUGCAAAGUUACUGUGGGAGCAGGAGCUGUACAUCCCAUUCAAAUACACUGCAACUCGAAAGUUCUUCCACAAUUUCCCUGCAGAUGACCAUCAGGUAGGCCUCAACUUUGCAAAUGAGGAGGAGGCAGAGGAAUUUCAUUUUGCAGUGGAGGCUGUCCAAAGAGACCAAGAAGAGAUGACCUGGAUGAUUGAAAAAACAAGUGCUGAACAAGAGGACAGCUCAAAGAGUGACCCGCCUGAUUCAGGAAUUCAGCCACUAAACGAAUCAGAAGAGGAGGAGCAUUUGACCAUGGAUGCACCAUCAACAGAAGAAUUUCACGAUCUGGACACCUCUAUGAGGAACCUGUUGAUGCGAGCACAGCUCAGUGAGGACGACUUGAAAGGCAAAGACGUUGCUGAGGCUGUUGAAUGCAUCAUCAACCAGAUUGGUGGUGUCAAAGCUGUGCAAAGAGAGCUGAGGAAGAAAGGCCCAGUGUCUCAUACGCUGCCGAGAUCUACCGGGGCGUCCAUCUCCCUUGCUCUGAAAAAGGGGCCUCUGCCACCUGUUCCCUCCUUCAAAGGCAGCACCACCUCCCAUCAGACACCACAACGCACAAAGUCACUAAAACAGAGUCUGCUUCCCCCUUGGGUUCCUCCUCCUCCAUCUACUCCUGCUCCGCUUCCUCCAGAGAGGAUCAGGAAGAGCAUCAGUUUUAAAGAUGUGGGCUCUUCGAGUGCUGCUGAAAAAAGUGACCUCAUCCUGACUGCGCUGAGAGACAUCAGACAAAAGCAGCAGCUCCAGCGAGGCACGAGUGAAGAUGAGGGUCAAACAGAGUCCGACACUGAAGUCCAAUAAUAAGCGCCUGUAAAGAAACUUUGGUUCAGUCUGUGCUGUUGCUAUGAUACCUUUAUUCCAAAGUUUCAAAUAAACUCCUGCACAUGC
Molecule: messenger RNA, 1368 nt
Organism: Acanthopagrus latus (yellowfin seabream)
Lineage: Eukaryota; Metazoa; Chordata; Actinopteri; Spariformes; Sparidae
Product: neural Wiskott-Aldrich syndrome protein
Exons: 9
Coding region: 199-1281 (360 amino acids)
Biological process (GO): actin filament organization
Source: RefSeq, a predicted model, not a curated record